Myotis davidii is the source of this 1715-nucleotide messenger RNA. RefSeq names its product chromosome unknown open reading frame, human C15orf41 (gene CDIN1). The coding region runs from base 212 to 1195 and encodes 327 amino acids. The transcript has 12 exons. Lineage: Eukaryota; Metazoa; Chordata; Mammalia; Chiroptera; Vespertilionidae. Gene Ontology annotation, cellular component: cytoplasm; nucleus. Gene Ontology annotation, biological process: erythrocyte differentiation. The record is from RefSeq and is a predicted model, not a curated record.
CAAGCGGGUCUAAAGCCCGCCCCCGCCGCCACGGCGCUGCGGGUGAAGCCUAGGCUGUUCCUCGGAGGGUGGAGGGUUGGGGGGCCCGCCAGGGAAGUGGGGGGCCCCGUGCCGUGCCCCUGUGUGCCCACCUCUGGUCCCCCCGGCACCGAGGCUGCUGGAGCCCAGGGUGUUUUUUUACUUGUCCCGCCACCUCCCAGACUGGCCCAACAUGAUACUGACUAAAGCCCAGUACGACGAGAUAGCCCAGUGCCUAGUGUCUGUGCCUCCCACCAGGCAGAGCCUGAGGAAGCUGAAGCAGAGGUUCCCCAGUCAAUCGCAGGCCACUCUGCUGAGCAUCUUCUCCCAGGAGUACCAGAAACAUAUUAAGAGAACCCAUGCCAAACAUCAUACUUCGGAAGCAAUUGAAAGUUAUUACCAGAGGUACCUGGAUGGAGUGGGGGAAAAUGGAGCUGCCCCAGUGCUCCUGGAGCUGGCCAAUGAGGUGGACUACGCACCCUCAUUAAUGGCCCGGAUUAUACUGGAGAGGUUUCUACAAGAACACAAGGAAACUCCACCCCUUUUCCCCUCAUCACAUAGGAACAGGAAGAGAGAAGUUCCUGAGGCCACUGAGAUACCCCAAGCUCAGGAUACCGCAGCUGUAUGUGAUGAUCUAAAUGCGAAUGGUCUUCAUUAUCCCCGGCGUAAUGCCUCCAAGUCUGUUAUAAAUAGUCUGCUACGGGACCCUUCUCAGAUUCCAGAUGGAGUUCUAGCAAAUCAGGUCUAUCAGUGCAUUGUGAACGACUGCUGUUAUGGACCGCUGGUGGACUGCAUCAAACAUGCUAUUGGCCAUGAGCACGAAAUCCUGCUGAGAGACUUGCUUCUAGAGAAGAACUUGUCCUUCCUAGAUGAAGAUCAGCUCCGUGCAAAGGGUUAUGACAAAACACCAGACUUUAUUUUACAAGUACCAGUAGCUGUAGAAGGGCACAUAAUUCACUGGAUUGAAAGCAAAGCCUCAUUUGGUGAUGAAUGUAGCCACCACGCCUACCUGCAUGACCAGUUCUGGAGCUACUGGAAUAGAUUCGGGCCGGGCCUGGUCAUCUACUGGUACGGAUUCAUCCAGGAGCUGGACUGUAACCGGGAGAGGGGCAUCCUGCUCAAAGCCUGCUUCCCCACGGACAUCGUCACCUUGUGCCACGGCGCCGCUGCGCCCUGACGGGCCCGCACCAGAGGCUGGGAGGGGAAGGUGGAUCCGGAAGCAAUUUCACUUCCCUGCAGCGUCAACUCCUGGCAACAUCUGCCCUGAACUCCAGCUGAACCCUUGCUGCCCGUGGUCACACCACUGCCUCUUUAGACAAACAUAGCAGGAGUCUCUGUUUUCCUUCAUCCCUGGCUGAUGUGAGCAGCCAAGAGCUACAGACACAACCCACUCAUUGUCAGCGUUUCUGUCUCUGUCAAACAGUUGGUUUAUAGAUAGUCAUAAUCUGUCUUCCUUCCGGAUGGCUUCUCCCUGAAUACUGAACAAACGGGAAAACGUGGGGACCCCAAGGUGUGAUUUUUCAGUGCUCCUCCCAGUCUCCGAAUCACCCUCUUAUUUUUUCCCCCCUAAGAUUCCUCCCCCUCCCCGCUUCUCUUCAUGAAACCCAGACAGACACCCAGGGUUGCAUGACCGCGUGGCAGCAUCCAGCCGGGUCCCAGCAACGCUGAGGCCAUGGUCCGACGCCGAACCCUCGCCC